AUGACUGAUCACAAACAUCAAACCAAUCAAGACUAUCAUGACCAACAAGGUCAUCAAGACCAACAAGACCAACAACCAACGAAAACCAAUGCUAAUUUGAAAUAUUAUAAGGGUGCUGCCCAAGAAUCACUCGGUAAAACGUUGGGUAAUGAAAAAAUGAAACUUGAAGGCGAAUCACUAAAAUUACAAGGUCAAGGUGAACGUGAAGCCAUUAAAAUUCAAGGUCAUAAAGAAGGUACAAAAGAAAAAGCAACUGGUACCACCAAAGAAAAAGUUGGCCAUGCGUUGGGCAAUAAAAAAAUGGAAAAUGAAGGCACUGCAACGAAACUUUCUGAAAGUAGAAGUGAAAGAAGUGGCCUAUUUGAACAUUUUGAAAAAUAUGCUAGAGAUAUCAUAUUGGAGUUGGGCUCAAUUAAUAAUCUAUCUGAAAAAGAAACAGCCAUGAUAGAAUUUUUCGAGACUGAAGUAAAAUCGCUUGAAUUUUUACUAAAAAAUAUAUCACAUAAAUUUUUAGAAUAUGUCAAUGAAAACCUUACAACAAAGAAUACACCUUCAUCAACAACUCCUAUUUUACAAAUAGAUACUUCAACUUCAUCAUCACCUACAGAACCUUCACUAUUUCAUGAAUCGUUUUCCACUAACAAUAAUAUCUCAACAUCUUAUUAA
This is a messenger RNA of Entrophospora sp. SA101, 666 nucleotides long. NCBI's taxonomy places the organism in Eukaryota, Fungi, Glomeromycota, Glomeromycetes, Entrophosporales, Entrophosporaceae. The record is from the annotation of a GenBank genome assembly.